AAACCGAUAGUAUUACUCUUUUUUUAACAUCUACUGUCCUGCUACAGGUUUCAUCAGAAUUUAAAAAAAUUAAAAAACUAUUGUUUUGUUUGAAUUUUGUGUGGAAAAUUAAGCGCCCUCUCUCCGAUCCUUUCUCACCACCUAAAAAAAGAAAAAGUGGAAAUCCGGUACCCAAAAGAGUGGGUAAAAGUCCGUGAGGUUCAAAAGUCAUCGAACUCUGGUAUCCCUCCCUCAUCAGUAUCUUCAUCAACAUCAUGAAAGCACUUCAGACUGUGGCAUAAUCCAGAGAAUUCCAGACGAUCCAGCUCUGGUGGAGAUACCUGACGUGACAGCGGAUCAGCUGCACUCUCGGCUGGGCAGAGCUCUGUAAUUAUCCUAUGGCCCAGUGACCCUCAUUUCCCCUCAGCAGCGUGAUAGUAUCAUCUUCAGCCAGCCAAUGCGACCUCUCCAUUCGGAUUCCACUCAACUUUCUAAAACCACUGGGCGAGGAAUUUUUUUUUAAACUCUUUCAAAACAUUUUGAGGUGAGGAAGCGUAAACAUGGCACUCCAGGUACAAGAGCAAAGGAACUAUGAAUUCGUGCUCAAGAGUCUUCUCGCUGGAGGUGUGGCGGGAAUGUGCUCCAAGACUGCGGUUGCACCGUUAGACAGAAUUAAAAUUCUUUUGCAGGCUCAUAGCAAGCAUUAUAAACAUUUGGGCGUUUUCUCCGGACUCAAGGAAAUUGUGCACAGAGAGAAAUUCUUUGCUCUUUACAAAGGAAACUUCGCCCAGAUGAUAAGAAUUUUUCCAUACGCAGCUACCCAAUAUACAUCUUUCGAAAUGUACAAAAAGUACUUAGGAACUAUUUUUGGAAAACACACGCACAUAGACAAGUUCUUCGCGGGCUCAUGUGCUGGAGUGACUGCUGUUACAUUGACAUAUCCUCUUGAUACGAUCAGAGCAAGAUUAGCAUUUCAAGUGACUGGGGAGCAUAUUUACACUGGCAUUGUUCACACCGCCGUGACGAUUUUUAAAGACGAGGGGGGACUAUCGGCCCUCUACAAAGGCUUCUGGCCCACAAUUUUCGGUAUGAUCCCCUAUGCCGGCUUCUCCUUCUACUCCUUCGAGUAUCUAAAAUUCCUCAGCAUGAAGUACGCACCCCAGUACCUCUGCAAUGACUGUCCCCGUAAUACAGGUGGCCUUGUAUUAACAUUGCCAGCGAAAUUACUCUGUGGGGGUAUCGCAGGAGCUGUAGCACAAAGCUUCUCCUAUCCACUAGACGUCACCAGAAGACGAAUGCAAUUAGCCAUGAUGAAUCCUGCUACACACAAAUAUGGCUCUGGGAUGAUAUUGACAAUGAAACUCAUUCACAAGGAGAAUGGCAUCGUCAAAGGGUUGUAUCGAGGCAUGAGCAUUAACUACCUCCGUGCCAUUCCAAUGGUAUCAGUCAGCUUUACCACUUACGAAGUUAUGAAACAAUUGCUCGAUCUCGAUACUGGUAUGAAAAUUUAACCAGAAUAGAUACGUAUUUUUCUCAUUGAUGAAUGUCAAAUGAGUACCAGUGGGAGAAACUUUAUGAAUAGAAUGAAGAAAAAAUGAAAGAAACUUUAUCUCGUGGUCUGUGACAUUUGAGGUCGAUGGAAAUGACACGAGGAGAAUUCUACAUACAUUCUUGAAUGAGGAUGAGAGACAGCCGUUGUUGACAGUAAUAGUUACUAGAUGAUUAUUUAAUUAUUCUUUUCUGAGACUGGCCAAUGUACAAAAUGCAUUAUCUCUCAAUUUAUUUUGAUUAAUUACUGGAUUAAUAGGGGAGGACUCAACCCAAUUGAGGUAGAUGAUAAAAAUAUUCCUAACUUAAUUUGGAAAGAUUUCAAGAAUUAAGAAAGAGAACAAAAGUGUCAACUUUUCCUAAGAAGAAAGGUGCACAAAAUCAUUAUUAUAAAAAAUUUGGGUUCCUAUUAUUUUCUGUAUUAAUAUGGUUGUAGGGUUUUAGACAGUAAACGACUCUUUUCUCGAAAUUGUAAAAUUAAAUAUGAGAAAUAAACAGAAAUAUUUUUUUA
Messenger RNA from Diachasmimorpha longicaudata, 2038 nucleotides. Its product is annotated as solute carrier family 25 member 16-like. The transcript is spliced from 8 exons. The record is from RefSeq and is a predicted model, not a curated record. Bases 540 to 1490 code for a protein of 316 amino acids. Gene Ontology annotation, molecular function: coenzyme A transmembrane transporter activity. Gene Ontology annotation, cellular component: mitochondrial inner membrane. Gene Ontology annotation, biological process: mitochondrial coenzyme A transmembrane transport. Lineage: Eukaryota; Metazoa; Arthropoda; Insecta; Hymenoptera; Braconidae.